Saccostrea cuccullata (small rock oyster) is the source of this 4046-nucleotide messenger RNA. RefSeq lists its product as uncharacterized. NCBI's taxonomy places the organism in Eukaryota, Metazoa, Mollusca, Bivalvia, Ostreida, Ostreidae. The record is from RefSeq and is a predicted model, not a curated record. The transcript is spliced from 22 exons. Bases 121 to 3471 code for a protein of 1116 amino acids.
CCCAAAGAAUGCGGACAAACAAAUCCAAGCCGUAGGACCGUAGAGGGUUUAAAGUCCCCGCUGCGACAUAAUUUACACAACACUUGUCUCAUUCAGCAUUAGAAAAAAAUAGACGAUACAAUGUACGUUUGGACAAGCUGGAUUUCGUUUUUUCUUUUGUGCAACUUUGUGCAUGACACCUAUGGUCAUGUUGCUCUCAGCUUUCCACCCGCUAGGAAAUAUGCGCUCGAUUUUUUGGAUAAUCUGAGAACGACAGGCCCUUGUGGAAUUCCAAAAGGAUUUGGUCCUACGACAUCACUCAUUACUGGGUCUAAGAUCAACAUUAGCUGGGACACGCCCUACCCACACCAAGGAGGUUAUCAGCUGAACCUACUGAAUGACAACGAGGAACCUAUCUAUAAUCUGACCGCCGGAGACGAUUUCAUCGGAUCAUCGGACCCCACACGGCGGUACCAUGAAGUGACGCUACCGUUGGAGGAGUGUAGAAACUGUUCCAUACAGCUGCUCAGACAGGCGGGAGAAUGGAGCGCGGGAAACUGUGGCCAGUAUAUUUUCUGGUCAUGCGCAGAUGUCAAUUUAGUUCAGACUGCCCCAGGUAGUGACCUAUGUAAUGGUUUUCCACUGGAAAAUGGAGAAUGUGUAUGUAAAAAACCUUACCGGGGACCAAAGUGUCAAUAUAAAGAUGAUUGUGAAACAGACGGGGAUUGCUCUGGACAUGGAGAGUGCUCGACUUCUGAAGACUUUUAUCAGAAAAAAUACUGCUUCUGUGACAUUGGGUACUUUGGCAAAAAUUGUGAAAGAGAAUCUUCGAUUAAAUCUUUCAAUCUUGACCUGAGUAAAUACACACACACCGAUUUCUCUUCUAGAUUCCAGCUCUUACACAGAAUUCUGCAUCGUGAGGAAGAAAUAGAAGUUGUCUUGAAAGUGAAAACUGACACAUGGGUAGGAAUCGGCUGGAAACCAACAAAUUUCAGAUCAGGUUGUCAACAUUUUCCGUAUCUUCCUGGCUACUCUCCUGGAGCAAACGAUUCCAACAGUACAGCGGAACCGGAAGUUACGUCAGAACCAGAAGUCACACCAGAACCAACUUCCUGUCAAGGCAGUCAUAAAUCAUGUGACCAAGCCAGCUGUCCAUAUGAACUCACUUGGAUUCAGUAUCCUGCUACAGAUGACGUCACGUUUACAAUGACUGCAGAUGUCCCAGAAACUCAAUGGUUGGCUCUUGGGUUUUCAGAUGAUCAAAAAAUGGCAAACACUGACGUGUAUCUAGGCUGGGUGGAUUCAUCAAGUAAAGUGGUGCUUACAGACAGAUUUGCAAGGACCUAUUCAGAACCAAUCAUAGAUGCAACCCAGAAUGUGUACAAUGUUUCCGGAAGUCGAGUAGGCGGGAAGACUUCAGUUACAUUUACUCGAAAACUAGUCACUGGUGACGAUGCCGACUUUUCUCUUUCUGAUGGGAACUGCUGGCAUUACAUCAUGGCAUGGGGAGGAUCUUAUGAUUCAAGCACAGGAAAAGCUAGCUACCAUCAGCAUAAAGUGGUGUCAACUGAAAAGAUUUGUCUGAAAACCUGUGAAUCAAAGACAACAGCUGAACCUGAGUCAACGGCUGAACCUGAGUCAACAGCUGAACCUGAAUCAACAGCUGAACCUGAAUCAACAGCUGAACCUGAAUCAACAGCUGAACCUGAAUCAACAGCUGAACCUGAAUCUACAGCUGAACCUGAGUCAACAGCUGAACCUGAGUCAACAGCUGAACCUGAAUCAACAGGUGAACCAGAACCCUCUGGAAACUGUGGAAGAGGAGUCUUUGCUGGAAAUAGUGACACAACCGGAAACAAUCCCCAUCCAAUGGACUGCACCGACAUGAUUAUUGGCGCUGCCCGAGGCAUGCGUAGUCGCAUUGGGGACUAUUACACACGGGGAAGGUCCACCCCACAGAGAGAUGAAUUUUACGGGGGCGCAGAAAGUCUGACCGCUGCUGGGGGGUUUGAGCGAGAUGGGUAUACACACAUUAUUUUCCGGAGGAAACUUAGAGCCACCGAGAGGACAGAUUAUAACAUAAGCGAUAAUUUUAUGAGUGUGAUCUGGGCACAGGGACAAGACAAGGGGAAUUAUAUUCAUAAUCCCAAAACAGGGAUAGAUGUUGUUUCUACAGCAUCAGACCCUGACUUCUACAAGCAGGAUGAACUAAAAUACCACGGCCAUUCUGAUCAUAGGGGGGCCAGGACCAUGAACUUUUUUGACGGCAACAGGGAAAAUACGCAGCCUCCUUCUAGUUGCAAUCAAUGGGGAAGAUGUUUAGGAAAUAAUGACGUCAACUGCUUCUUGGUCACGUGGACAUAUGACACCAACCAGAUUACGUUUUCAAUAAAAGCCUACCUAGAAAGGAAUCAAUGGGUUGGGAUAGGGUUCAACAAAAAUCAGGCUAUGGCUGGGUCUGAUGUUAUUGUGGGGUGGAUGAGAGAAAAUGGUGAAACUGUUAUUCAGGACAGAAAAAACACCGGCUAUUCGGAACCUCCACUAGAUGCUCAACAAGAUGUUACUUUGAUAUCGAGCUCAAGAGAAGAUUCCAUCACGACCUUGAACUUCAGUCGACCUUUGGCGUCAAAUGACCCCAACGAUGUCUCUCUGUCAUACAACUGUGCCUAUUUCAUCUUUGCAAAAGGGGGAACCUACACGAGUAGCAAUGGAAUAACGAAGCAUGACAGCACUCCAAUCAUAUCAAACAAAGCAAUCUGUAUCCCGGACAAUACCCCGUGUAUUGACGAGACCAGUUCGACAUCCACCACACAAGCACCAGUUCAGAGAACGGAAGUUCGGGCCGAGUUCAGAAUAACUAACACUGCAUGGAACCCUAAACUGGCGGACACGACGAGUACAGAGUACACGUCACUGGAGGGACAACUACACAGGGCUCUGGUCAGUCUCUUCAGCACAAUAUCAGGAUUUUUGGACGUAAAGAUAAUAAAAUUCAGGCCCGGUAGUGUGAUAGUGGAGUAUGACAUCAUUAUGGCGGGAGAUCAGCAGACCGUAUCACGUGGGACGACUGAUUCGAUAGAGAGGCUGAAAGCCCAGAGUCAGCUGGAUACAUUCACACUGGAUAAAGAUAGUGUGAAAUUGGUCCAACCGAAGCCAGUGGAGGAAGAUAAGACACUUCCGGUUCCUUUAAUCAUCAUUAUCGUGGUAUCGGCCGCCUUAGUCCUCCUCAUCCUUAUUCUCGGCAUUGGUAACUGUGUCAGGUCUCAUCAUGAGAAACAGAAAGAAAAUGAUUAUAAACAACAAAUAAUUCCUAAGAAUCAAGACGCUGCACCAACGUUAACGUAUGACGAAUGGUCGAGACAACGGCAGUAUGACAAUCCUUCCUUUACCAAUGGCUACAGUGACGAAGGCAGUAAAACAAAGGAGGAGUUGAGUAAAAACCCAAAUCAACGGAAAGAAACCGGUUCCUUCAUCAGACCUUACGUAGCAUAGCCAUUUACUUUACGCACAAACCAACGCAAUACUAUUUACUCUGUGCUUUUGUUUCUGAAAAGUAUAUUCCUGCAUUAUGUAGAUAUAAAAUUAUCUAUGAGCUCUGUAAUUAUUGAAAUACUGUAUACGAGACGUGAUAAUUGUGAAGCAAGAACACUUUUUUUUUUUCAUAGUUACGUCCAAAACGCAUACAUACAUGUAUAUGUGCUUUUAUAACUAUUAUAUAUAAUUUUUCUGUGUGUGCCAUAUGGUAGUCAUGUAUCAUUAUUUUUGUUAAUAGAUUAUUCAUUGGCUUUAGAUUUUAUGGAAAUAUAUAUUCAACAGCAUAAUAUAAAUAUAUCAGGGUAUUUUUAAUUCGUCGUACAUAUUCUAAUUUAUUUUCUACCAGAAAUAAUUGUCAUGGACUUUAUCUGUCAUGGCUUGCUGGACAAGUCAAUGUUUAAUGGAAUAGAAGGGUGUAUAGACUCUUCUUUUCUGCAAGUGUAACUCUAAAUAGAGUUUUAUUUCAUGGCAUUCUAUGUUUCUCAUUUUGUAUUUUUCAAAAUUUAUUUUGAUAUUAAAUAUGUAUUCAACUA